This is a messenger RNA of Rangifer tarandus platyrhynchus (Svalbard reindeer), 1386 nucleotides long. NCBI's taxonomy places the organism in Eukaryota, Metazoa, Chordata, Mammalia, Artiodactyla, Cervidae. The record is from the annotation of a GenBank genome assembly.
AUGGGAGGGGCAGUGAUCGACGAGGGCCCGACCGGCAUCAAGGCCCCGGAUGGGGGCUGGGGCUGGGCCAUCCUUUGGGGCUGUUUCGUCAUCACGGGCUUCUCCUACGCCUUCCCCAAGGCGGUCAGCGUCUUCUUCAAGGAACUCAUGAGGGAGUUUGGGAUAGGCUACAGUGACACGGCCUGGAUCUCCUCCAUCCUGCUGGCCAUGCUCUACGGCACAGGCCCACUCUGCAGCGUGUGUGUGAAUCGCUUUGGCUGCCGGCCAGUCAUGCUUGCAGGCGGCCUCUUGGCAUCCCUGGGCAUGGUGUCUGCGUCCUUCUGUGGAAGCAUCAUCCAGCUCUACCUCACCACAGGGGUCCUUACUGGCUUGGGUUUGGCACUCAACUUCCAGCCCUCACUCAUCAUGCUCAACCGCUACUUCAACAAGCGGCGCCCCAUGGCCAACGGGCUGGCGGCAGCAGGCAGCCCAGUGUUCCUGUGCGCCCUGUCCCCGCUGGGGCAGGUGCUACAGGACCACUACGGCUGGCGGGGCGGCUUCCUCAUCCUGGGUGGCCUGCUGCUCAACUGCUGCGUGUGUGCUGCGCUCAUGCGGCCCCUGGAGGCACCCCGGCAGAGCUUGGGUUCAGGGCCUGCACCCCAGCGGCCGCCUCGGCGGCUAUUGGACCUGAGCGUCUUCAGGGACCGUGGCUUCGUCAUCUACGCCCUGGCUGCCUCCAUCAUGGUGCUGGGGCUCUUUGUACCACCCGUGUUUGUGGUUAGCUACGCCAAGGACCUGGGGGUGCCCGACACAAAGGCGGCCUUCCUGCUCACCAUCCUGGGCUUCAUCGACAUCUUUGCGAGGCCCACCGCUGGCUUCAUCACGGGGCUCAAGAAGGUGCGGCCCUACUCUGUCUACCUCUUCAGCUUUGCCAUGUUCUUCAAUGGCUUCACCGACCUCACAGGGUCCACGGCCAGUGACUAUGGUGGGUUGGUGGUCUUCUGCAUCUUCUUCGGCAUCUCCUAUGGCAUGGUGGGGGCCCUGCAGUUUGAGGUGCUCAUGGCCAUCGUGGGCACCCAGAAGUUCUCCAGUGCCAUUGGCCUCGUGCUGCUGCUGGAGGCCAUAGCGGUGCUCAUUGGGCCGCCGUCUGGAGGCAAGCUCCUGGACGCGACGCACAUCUACCAGUAUGUGUUUAUCCUGGCGGGGGCCGAGGUGCUGGCCUCCUCCCUUGUGCUGGUGCUGGGUAACUUCUUCUGCAUUAGGAAGAGGCCCGAGACGGCCAUGGAGGAGGAGCGCCACAAGCCCCCAGAGGAUGUGAAGGUGGACUCCCGGGAGGUGGAGCAGUUCCUGAAGACGGAGCCUGAGAAGAACGGGGAGGUGGUUCACACCCCGGAAACGAGCGUCUGA